This is a messenger RNA of Vicia villosa (hairy vetch), 8352 nucleotides long. RefSeq lists its product as uncharacterized. NCBI's taxonomy places the organism in Eukaryota, Viridiplantae, Streptophyta, Magnoliopsida, Fabales, Fabaceae. Gene Ontology annotation, molecular function: RNA-DNA hybrid ribonuclease activity; nucleic acid binding. Gene Ontology annotation, biological process: DNA integration. The transcript is spliced from 5 exons. The coding region runs from base 1 to 8352 and encodes 2783 amino acids. The record is from RefSeq and is a predicted model, not a curated record.
AUGGCUAACAGUGUGACCGUCAACAAAAAGACUACGAAGCAUACCUUCUCUUGCAGUUUCUACCGUGAGGAUAUAACACCUUUGGUUCGAUUGAGCACCCGAGUUACUGGGCAAAAUUUGGAUGAAUUCAGAAAGACUUAUGGCCACAUUCUGCUUAUGUUAACUACUCGUAUUGAUGAGUGGGGUCUCUACACUCUUCUUCAGUUUUAUGAUUCUGAGCUGCGCUGCUUUACCUUUCAAGAUUACCAACUAGCCCCUACCCUCGAAGAGUAUGCACACAUUCUUCAAAUCAGAGUUCAACAUAAGGAUAACUGGAAGCCUAAUGGUGGGACCCACGGAUUCUAUGUGAAAUUUCUGAUGAGGGAAGCUGAAACCCUUGCUGAUAAGGAAAAGUGGAAAGAAUUCAAUGCUCUCCUGGCCGUCAUGAUCUAUGGAUUAGUGAUGUUCCCGAAUAUUCCAAAUUUUGUUGAUCUCACUGCCAUUUGUCUCUUCAUGGAUCAAAAUCCUGUACCCACUCUGUUGGCCGACACUUAUUAUGCCAUCCAUUCUAGGUAUGGAAAAAAGGGAUCAGUUGGGGGUUGUUUGCCAAUACUGUACGAAUGGUUUUCUUCACAUUUGCCUAAAAGCGGAGCAUUUGUCACUACAAAAGAUUCACAGAAGUGCCCCCAAAGGAUUAUGGGACUUACUGCAAAUGAUAUUGUUUGGUAUCACCUCCGAACGGACAUUGAGCAAGUUAUAACCAGAUGUGGAAGUUUUGGCAAUGUUCCUCUCAUAGGGACAAAAGGAGUUAUCAACUAUAAUCCGAAGCUAGCACUGCGCCAGUUGGGUUUUGUACUGAAGGACAAGCCGUUGGAUAAAGAGAUAUUUGAGUCCGUUUGCUUUGAAAAAGGAACCGAUCCGGAUGGUUUGGAGAAAGUAAGGAGUGCGUGGAACAAAAUUCAUACAGAAGACCGAACUACCUUGGGGGGGAAGAAUGCCAUUGCUAAGAAAGCUUAUACUGAAUGGGUUGAAGAAAGAGUUAAGGAGCGUCUGUUGCCUUUCCCGAAGGUUAGCCCUCUCUAUGAACAACCACCUGAGAUUUUAACUGCCACUGUACCAGCUGAGGAGUACAACCAAGUACAUGUGGAGAAUAUCAGAGUUCAAAAAAGGGCCAGAACUGAAAAGGGGGAAAGAGCUACCACUGUUCGUAUUGAGGACCAUCAAAGGGUUAUAGAAGAAGCGGUGAAGAAAGCAGAAGAAAAACUCAAGCGAGAGUACAGAGAAGAUUUAAGGGCUCACAAGCUCAGAGUAGAGAAAGAGGCUAGGGCCGAAGUAAAGAGUUUGAAAAAGAAGCUUGAGGAGGAAACCACUCAGAGGGUAGCAAUCAAGAAGAAGCUUGAAGAGGAAAUUACUCAAAGGAGGGCCGUGGAGACACAACUUAAAGGUAGUCAUCUCCGUUCCGCUCGACUAACAGAAGAGAAUGCAAAGCUCAGAAACCAGAUAGCAGAAAUGGAAAGUACAUCUGAAAAGAAUACCCUCCCUGAUUGCAAAGGAUGUGAGAGCUUGGUGGCCCACUGUGAUAUGUUAGAUGGGCAGUUGUUUCGCAAGGAUGUGGUGAUUCAAACAAUUGCACCUCCGCCUACACAUCGCUACUACACAAGGGCUAAUCACUCACUGCAAAUGGAUCAGUUAAGGGACGAUCUUAUCCAGAUGAGAACUCAGGUUACUGCUCAGAUGGCUCAGUUCAUGGAAGUCAUGCAAAACAUGGCUGAUCGCCAAGAAGAACUCAGAAUCAGGAUGGACACAGUUGCUCAGGUUGUUGCGGACCCCCCGCAAAGAAAUCCUGCUGAUAUUCGUGUCAAUGGUGAACCUGUGAUCGGAGGACCUGGUGUAAUUCCUCCUGCUGCUAAUCAAGGUAAUCCCCGUGGGCCUCCCCAGCCUACUCUUGAAGGACAAACCACACAACAAAUCAGAAGGGCUGCUGUUAUCCCCGUGUUGGAAGAGGACCGACACGAGGAUUUGUUUCCUGAAAGUGAAUGGGGGUUUCCACCGGAUGCUGGAAGGAUGUUUAGAGGUCUGGAGGAAAGGAUGAGGGCGAUGGAAGGCCAAGGAUUGGGUAUGGAUAUCAAUGACUUGGGUUUAGUUCCUGGCGUCCGUGUGCCACCGAAAUUCAAGGUACCCGACUUCGAGAAAUACAAGGGGAAUACUUGUCCUAAGACACAUGUCCGAGCUUACUAUCGCAAAAUGCAUGUGUACUCUGAGGAUGAAGGAUUGUUGAUGCACUUCUUCCAAGAUAGCCUGACUGGGGCAUCCUUGGAAUGGUAUAUGAGAUUGGAGAGAGCUAAUAUCCGAAGUUGGAGGGACCUAGUUGAUGCUUUCAUAAAGCAGUAUCAGUAUAAUGUUGACAUGGCACCAAAUCGCACUCAGUUACAGAAUCUAUCCCAGAAAGCUAAUGAGUCCUUCAAAGAAUAUGCACAGAAGUGGCGCGAGUUGGCAGCUAGAGUCCAGCCACCUAUGUUGGAAAGAGAAAUGAUGGAUUUGUUCACCAACACUCUGGAGGGCCAAUACUACUCCGCCUGCUCUGCAUCCUCAAGUUUUGCCGAGUUGGUUAUGAUUGGUGAGCGAAUUGAAAGUGGGAUUAAGGCUGGUAGAAUACAGAAUCCAAGUACUGCUAGUUCCUCUUCUGGGGCAGGAGGGAAGAAACCAUAUAACGGCUUUGCUAAGAAGAGAGAAGGUGAAACAAGUGCUGCUUACUAUGGUAAAGGUAAAGGCCAUGUUUAUCCACAGGUAGCCGCUGUUACUAUACCGAGUACUCCUCUUCAACAACAACCACAACAACAGCAGAGGCAUCCCCCACGUCAGUAUCAGCAAAAGUCGAGGCCACCAAGAAUUUUUGAUCCCAUACCUAUGACAUAUGCACAAUUACUCGCUCAUCUCUUACAUGGGGACUUGGUGCAACUUCGUACCAUGGGCCCUCCACCUGCUAAGCUUCCUCCUAACUAUGAUGCUAAUGCCCACUGUGAGUUUCAUUCUGGGGCUGCUGGGCAUGAUAUUGAACAUUGCAUAGGAUUCAUGCAUAAAGUACAGGAUCUGCUCGAUUCAAAAGCUAUUGAGUUCACCCCUACUCAAGGACCUAACGUUGUACAAAAUCCUAUGCCUUCCCAUGGAACUCAUGCCGCAAAUGCCAUCGAUAUUGUUGAAGACAUUUACUUGGUCAAGGAUGUUAUCGAAUUGGGAUCGUUGUUGCCAUUAUUGAAGAAGGAAUUAUUGAGGAUGAGACUAUACGCUGGUUGUGGAGAAUUCUGUACUGAUUGUAUGGUCACCUCCUCAGUUUGUGACAAGGUGAAAGAUGGGAUUCAACAGUUGAUAGAUAGUGGGUAUCUACAGUUUGAGCAUGUGCGACAUCCAAAGUCAGUCAAGAAUGAAAUCAAUGUGCUAUCCAUCCCGUAUACUCCUACUAAGAUCCCGAUUCCUGCCAGAGCGCCGCCUUUGGUCAUCACGUUGCCUGGUCCCAUCCCAUAUACUAGUGAGAAAGCAAUCCCAUGGAAUUAUGGCGGAGAAGUUUUCUACCAAGGGGCCAAGUAUGAGAUUAAAGCACCGGUUGAGAAAGAAGAUGUUGAUAAUGUUGUUGGCAUUGGAAGAAUGACAAGAAGUGGUCGUAUUUUCAAUCCUCCCCAGAAUACUCGCGAUGACAAUGCAGAAGCUCUAGCUCAAGCAAAAGGGAAAAGAGUGGUAGAAGAUACGGUAGAUUCGGGGCAAAGCUCUAACUCUGAAGAUACUGUGGCCAAAGAGAUGGAAGAGUUCCUAAAGAUCAUCAAGAAAAGUGAGUAUAAAGUGGUUGACCAAUUGAGUCAAACUCAAUCAAAGAUUUCGAUCUUGCAGUUGCUCUUGUGUUCGGAGACACAUCGAAACGCUUUGUUGAGACUUUUAAGUACUGCUUUCGUCCCUCCAGAGAUCUCAGUGAAUCAACUUGAAGGGGUGGUGUCAAACAUCAAUGCUGGUAAUGGAUUGGGAUUCACUGAUGCAGACUUGCCCUCCGAAGGUAGAAACCAUAAUAGAGCUUUGCAUAUAUCAGUGGAAUGUAAAGGGACUAUGUUAUCUCGUGUUCUCGUGGAUAAUGGAUCUUCUCUGAAUGUAUUACCGAAGUCGUCUUUGAUGAGGCUGGAUUACUCUGGUGUCGAGAUAAGGCCGAGUGAAUUGACAGUGCGAGCCUUUGAUGGGUCAAAGAGAUCAGUAUUUGGGGAGGUUGACUUGCCAAUAAUGAUAGGCCCUCAGCUUUUCACUAUUACCUUCUUUGUGAUGGAUAUCCACCCGUCUUACAGUUGUCUCCUGGGACGUCCAUGGAUCCAUGCUGCUGGGGCCGUGACUUCCACAUUGCAUCAGAAACUCAAAUUCGCGACCCAAGGAAAGAUAGUCACAAUAUGUGGGGAGGAAGAACACGUGGUAAGCCAUCUUGCGUCCUUCAGGUAUAUUGAUGUGGAAGGAGAGGUCCACGAGACGCCUUGCCAAGCCUUUGAGGCUGUCCAGACUAUCAAGAUCCCUUAUGUUGAAAAUAAGAAGUUAGGGGCCCCCAUGUCUUCACUAAAGGAAGCUAAAGCUGUGGUUGAAUCUGGUCAUCCUGAAGGAUGGGGCCGAGUCUUGGAUCUACCAAUCAAGCAGGAUAAGGGUGGGAUUGGAUAUCAGUUGGGUCAGAGUUCAUCUAGUGAGGCCUCCAAGAAGCCCGGAACCUUCGUUCCGAUCAAGUUCUCUAGUGCUGGCAUCGUCAAGGAUCAUAUUUGCGCUGUUGAUGAUGAUGUGGAUAGUGAUUAUGACAUUGAAGAAUGGAUCAAGCCGUGUGUCCCGGGACAGAAGCUUCUCAACUGGUCAUCCGAAGACAUCAUCUCAAUUGCUCUUGAUCAAAAAUCCACCUCUCCUCCGGAUUCUAUUGACAACGAUCUUGCUAUGCCUCGUUAUGACUUUGACAACCCUAUCUACGCCGCUGAAGAAGGGGAUGAAGAAGAUUGUGAAUUGCCUGAUGAGUUGGCCAGAUUGUUGAAACAAGAAGAGAAAGUGAUCGAGCCACAUCAAGAGCCUAUUGAGACGGUGAAUCUUGGCACCAAAGAGACGAGAAGGGAGGUUAAAAUAGGGGCUUCUUUGAAUGAGAAUGUGAAAGAAAAGUUGAUUGGAAUGUUGAAGGAGUAUUCUGAUAUCUUCGCAUGGUCUUACGAAGAUAUGCCUGGAUUAGAUACUGAUAUUGUGGUGCACAGGCUACCCCUUAAAGAAAAUUCUCCGCCCGUCAAACAGAAACUCAGGAGAACACGUCCUGAUAUGUCCAAGAAAAUCCAAGAAGAGGUUCAGAAGCAGUUUGAUGCAGGUUUUCUUGCUGUAACAGUUUAUCCACCAUGGGUCGCCAACAUUGUACCUGUACCUAAAAAAGAUGGGAAGGUACGAAUGUGUGUCGACUAUCGAGAUCUGAAUAGGGCGAGCCCGAAGGAUGAUUUCCCGCUUCCUCACAUUGAUGUAUUGGUAGAUAAUACUGCUCAGUUCUCAGUUUUCUCCUUCAUGGACGGUUUUUCUGGUUACAAUCAAAUAAAGAUGGCGCCCGAGGACAUGGAAAAGACAACAUUCAUUACGCCUUGGGGCACCUUUUGUUACAAGGUCAUGCCGUUUGGAUUAAAGAAUGCUGGGGCAACCUAUCAAAGAGCUAUGGUGACUUUGUUUCACGACAUGAUUCAUAAAGAGAUUGAGGUCUAUGUGGACGACAUGAUUGCAAAGUCCCAUACUGAAGAAGAGCACCUGGUUCAUCUGAAGAAAUUGUUUGAAAGGUUAAGAAAGUUCAGGUUAAGGUUGAAUCCCAAUAAAUGCACCUUCGGAGUGAGAUCAGGAAAGUUGCUUGGUUUCAUCGUAAGUGAAAGGGGUAUCGAGGUCGAUCCCGCCAAGGUAAAAGCUAUACAAGAGAUGCCUGAGCCGAGAACCGAGAAACAGGUUCGUGGAUUCUUGGGAAGGUUAAAUUAUAUUGCAAGGUUCGUCUCACACCUUACCGCCACGUGUGAACCUAUCUUCAAGCUAUUGAGAAAGAAUCAGGCAAUAAAGUGGGAUGACAAUUGUCAAAAGGCAUUUGAUAAGGUUAAAGAAUAUUUGCAAGAGCCUCCAAUCCUCAUGCCUCCAGUGGAAGGUAGACCUUUGAUUAUGUACCUGACGGUCCUCGAGAAUUCAAUGGGGUGUGUGCUGGGUCAGCAUGACGAGUCCGGUCGAAAAGAGCACGCAAUUUAUUACCUUAGCAAAAAGUUUACCGAUUGUGAAUCAAGAUACUCACUACUCGAGAAAACUUGCUGUGCUUUGGCAUGGGCUGCUCGCCGACUGAGACAGUAUAUGUUGACUCACACCACUUUAUUGAUUUCAAAGAUGGACCCAAUCAAAUAUAUAUUUGAGAAACCGGCAUUGACAGGGAGGAUUGCCCGUUGGCAAAUGAUCUUGACAGAAUAUGACAUACAAUACACUACUCAGAAGGCCAUUAAAAGUAGUGUAAUUGCUGAUUAUCUUGCACAUCAACCCGUGGACGAUUACCAGUCUAUGUACUUUGAGUUUCCCGAUGAAGAUAUAAUGUGCGUGGCAGAAACUUCCAAAAGUCAAGAUCAAGAGGAAGGUCCUGAACCAGGGGCGCGAUGGACGCUCGUGUUCGAUGGUGCCUCUAAUGCAUUGGGUAAUGGUAUUGGGGCUGUGCUUACUUCUCCAACAGGUUUUCAUAUUCCAUUUACGGCCAGAAUCUGUUUUGAUUGUACUAAUAAUGUGGCUGAAUACGAGGCUUGCAUAUAUGGUAUUGAGGCGGCCAUUGAUUUGAGGAUUAAAAAUCUCGCAGUUUAUGGAGAUUCUGCUUUGGUGAUUAGUCAGAUCAACGGAGAUUGGGAAACACGCCAUCCCAACUUGAUUCCCUAUAGAGAACAUGUGGUGAAGUUGGCUCAAUACUUUGAUGAGAUCACCUUCGAUCACAUCCCUCGAGAGGAAAAUCACUUGGCUGAUGCUUUGGCCACUUUAGCAUCCAUGUUCAAAGUCAAGUGGGACAAUGAAGCGCCGUCAAUUGUGAUCAAAAGGUUGGAUGAACCUGCAUUCUGUGGCGUCAUUGAUAAUGUGCCUGAUGAGAAACCAUGGUUUCAUGACAUUAAGAAAUUUCUGGAAACCCAAGAGUAUCCUGAGGGUGCUUCCCUUACAGAUAGGAAAACUUUGAAGAGACUGUCUGCCAAGUUCUUCAUUGCUGGAGGUGUGUUAUAUAAGAGGAACUUUGAUUCUGUGUUGCUCAGAUGCGUGGAUAGACACGAAGCAGCAAAGAUCAUGCAAGAGGUACACGAAGGAUCCUUUGGUACACAUGCAAGUGGGCACACCAUGGCUAGAAAAAUAUUGAGAGCAGGUUAUUAUUGGUCGACCUUGGAACAUGAUUGUUUCAACCAUGUGGUGGUAUGUUACAAAUGUCAAGUAUAUGCAGAUAAGGUUCACGUACCUCCGGUUCCUCUGAAUGUCUUGACAUCUCCUUGGCCAUUUGCUAUGUGGGGCAUCGAUAUGAUUGGGGAAAUUAAGCCCACCGCCUCUAAUGGACAUCGUUUCAUCCUCGUUGCUAUUGACUACUUCACCAAGUGGGUCGAAGCUGCUUCUUAUGCAAAUGUCUCUAAGCAAGUAGUGACUCGCUUCAUCAAGCACCAUAUAAUUUGUCGUUAUGGGGUUCCUGAGAGAAUUAUCACUGAUAAUGGAUCCAACCUCAAUAAUAAGAUGAUGAAGGAAUUAUGCGAGGACUUCAAGAUCACGCAUCAUAACUCCUCCCCGUACAGGCCAAAGAUGAAUGGCGCAGUUGAAGCGGCCAAUAAGAAUAUCAAGAAGAUUGUGCAAAAGAUGGUGAUCACUUAUAAGGAUUGGCAUGAGAUGUUGCCUUUUGCUUUACAUGGUUAUCGUACCUCGGUGCGUACUUCCACAGGGGCAACUCCCUUCUCAUUAGUAUAUGGCAUGGAAGCGAUUCUUCCGGUUGAGGUUGAGAUCCCUUCAUUAAGGGUAUUAACAGAUGUGAAGCUCAGUGAAGCUGAUUGGGUCCAGACCAGAUUUGAUCAACUGAACCUCAUUGAUGAAAAGAGACUAGCGGCCAUAUGCCAUGGGCAAGCCUAUCAAAAGAAGAUGAAGAGAGCCUUCGACAAGAAGAUUCGACCUCGACACUUUCAGGUUGGUGACCUUGUGCUCAAGAAGAUCCUGCCUAUUCACAACGAUCCUAGGGGAAAGUGGACUCCGAAUUACGAAGGGCCUUAUGUCGUAAAGAAAGUCUUCUCAGGUGGCGCCAUGAUCCUCUCAACUAUGGAUGGCGAAGACUUCCCACUCCCCGUGAAUGCCGACGCAGUUAAAAAAUACUUCGCAUAA